AUGCGUAUUGGUGACACUUUUUCCUUGCUGCAAUGCGGGCUGGGUUGCCCUGCUGGAAGCCCGUCCUGCUUGGACCCUUGUGUGCCUUCCACCCCUUCACCACCCCAUCUGCGGACACCAAGCACCUCCUUCUACUCCCGAUUGAAGUUUUCUCCACAAGACCUUGACAACUUCAGGUCCUAUCCCUCUAGUUCUCUGCAUAUGGGAAGUUUCGGUCAGGCUCGCCUGCUGUCCGAGGAGAUCCGAGGCGAUCCUCUUCUUGCCACGCGCGAAUCUGCUCAGAAUACAAGUCUUUGUGGAUGUGAUAAAUGUUUGAAGGAGUACGACCCAUGGUUUAGUGAGCUUAUGAAUGCAUCUCCUGAGCCCUUUUUGGCAAUGAAAAGCAAUAUUUCACAGGAUACCUUUACAUGGUGGAAGGGCAUACAGUUUGAAAAACGCAGCUUCAGUUACUACAAUACCACAGUGGAGAGGAUUUUUCAGGUGUUCCCACCCAGCCCAGAUUUUGCAGAAUCCAGCCCAGACCAUUGCAGGACUUGUGCUGUGGUGGGGAAUUUUGGUAAUUUGAAUGGAUCCCGCUAUGGACCUCUCAUAGAUUUUCAUGAUAUCGUUAUAAGAAUGAACCACGGCCGAACUAAAGGCUUUGAAAAAGACGUUGGAACUAAAACAACUCAUCAUGUGAUGUAUCCACAAAGUUCCACUAAUUUGGACAACACCACUCACCUUGUGCUGUUUCCAUUCAAGAUAAGUGAUUUACAGUGGCUCCUUAAAUCCCUCACUCAAGGCAGAAAAAAAGGGUUGAAAGCUAACAAGGAUUUGGUGGUGAUCCUCAGCCCAGCUUUCAUGAAAUAUGUUCAUUUUGUCUGGCUAAAAAACAAGGGACAUUAUCCAUCCACUGGCUUUCUGACUUUGAUUCUCAGCAUGCACAUGUGUGAUGAGGUCAGUGUAUUUGGCUUUGGAGCAGACAGAGCUGGAAACUGGAACCAUUACUAUGAGAUACUAAAAAAUCAACGUCUGAGAACCGGAAAUCAUCAUGGAAAUCUCGAGUAUGAACUCAUUCAGGAACUAUAUCAGCGACAGAAAAUUAGUUUUUUCAGAGGAUGGUAAUCUUUGUUUCUGUCUGUCUCUGUCUCUGUGUCAAUUCCCUUAACACGAGCAGCAAUGGACACUGUGGUGGACUGGACAAAGAAGUCAGCUUAGUGUUGUAGAUGUAAAAUGUAGUUGUUUCUUCUUGUCAUCACGCUUCUUGUGUAUUUUUUGAGCAUCAGUCAGUAUGUUAAGAAUUUACUUGCAUAGAAUCAAGUUUGGUCUUUUGACCAAAUAUACUUAUAUACAGUGAAAGUGCUAUCCAUUGUGUUUAUAACCAUUUUAAUGUGAAACAAUAUUACAUGCCCAUAUUACAGUUUGGUAUACCCGUUGUUGUAUUGUAUAUUUUUAUUCUUUCUUUUGUAUUAUUUCUCUCUAAAUAUCUUUUUUAUAUAUAUAUUUUUCUACUUUUAUGUUCACCUUGCAGCACCAUGAGUCUAAGAGCAAUAAAUCUGACUUUGACUUUGA
Molecule: messenger RNA, 1551 nt
Organism: Lates calcarifer (barramundi perch)
Lineage: Eukaryota; Metazoa; Chordata; Actinopteri; Centropomidae
Product: CMP-N-acetylneuraminate-beta-galactosamide-alpha-2,3-sialyltransferase 1
Exons: 9
Coding region: 1-1104 (367 amino acids)
Molecular function (GO): beta-galactoside (CMP) alpha-2,3-sialyltransferase activity
Source: RefSeq, a predicted model, not a curated record